This is a messenger RNA of Scaptodrosophila lebanonensis, 771 nucleotides long. RefSeq lists its product as uncharacterized. NCBI's taxonomy places the organism in Eukaryota, Metazoa, Arthropoda, Insecta, Diptera, Drosophilidae. The record is from RefSeq and is a predicted model, not a curated record. The transcript is spliced from 2 exons. The coding region runs from base 1 to 771 and encodes 256 amino acids.
AUGGAGAAGCUAAAUGAUGACGCAAUAUUAAGUAUUCUAAGCUACUUGGAUUUGACGGAUCAGCAAACGAUGUUGUCCGUUCAUUGGCGCUUUUAUAAUCUGAUGCCAACUGUGUGGUGCCUUAAAUACAAAACCAUUAACAUAUCGUUCUUUGAAAUACAGUUUACGGAAGAACACCUGCAUUAUUUUCUCCGCAGUAUUAUGAAAACAGUUGAAGUGAUGCGUCUAAAAAUGCUGACACCAGAAAAUUUUGAAGUCCUUACCACAUACGAAUAUCCAAAGGUUCAAGAUUUUCGGUUUGCACAAACUUCCUGUCAGUUUUUGUGUGAUUCACAUAUCGCCAGAAUAAUAACAGCAUUUCCUAAUAUAAGAACAUUUAGUCCGCAUGGAAGUUUUUCCGGUGCUCAUCUUACUGAAUUUUCACAUUUGAAGAGCCUGACGUUAUCCUAUUGCACGAAGUUCAAAGUGGAAAAUUUGGUGAAAAUUAUGCAAAAGCAUCAGCUUAGAGAAUUAAAACUGGGUAUAUUCGAUGGAAAAUCUGUUGAAAUGGCAACACUACCGAUCGAGUCCAUGUCCGGGCUAGAACUAAUAAAGCUUGAUCUUGAUGAAUUAUCUUGGUUUGAUAAGCACUUUAGUGAUUUAGUAAGCCUGAAGCAACUGAUUGAGAAACCUUGGUUGUGGUCUGUUGAAGGUGAAAAUAGCCGUCUCAUCGUUCUUACCGGCAAGAAUUACGAUUACAGCUACGAGCCAAUAUACAUAGUAUUUAAAUAA